AGUGGUCCUCCUCUCUCUUUCUCCCUCUCUCUCUCUCUUUCCUUCUCCUUCUAGUGGGCGGGGCCUGCUAUGCAAAUGAGGCCCAGAAGUGGGGCGGACGCUGCCCGGGACACCAGCUCCUGCUUGAGCCCCUUUUGCUAAAAAAAGCCCCCCACCCAAGAAAGGCAAGGCUGGGUCCUUGCUUCCCUUUCUUUCUCUCUUUGCAGAGAUUCCCUUUCUCUCUCUCUCUCCCUCUCUCUCUCUCUCUUGGAAGGACUCAGGGCUUUCAGGGUCGGGGGUCUGCUUCUCUUCCCUCCCCACUCUUGUCCCUACAAGGAGAGGACCCCCCUUCACCCCACCCCACCCCGACCCCUGAAAGAUGCAAGUUUCCAUCGCUUGCACGGAGCAGAACCUGCGGAGCCGCAGCAGCGAUGACCGGCUUUGCGGCGGAGGAGGCGGCGGGGGCGGCGGGGGAGGGGGCUCCCGGGCCCAGGGGGGAGGGCAAGGCAACGGCGGGUACCAGCCCCCCGGGGGGAAGGGGCCCCGCUUGGCCCUGGGCAGCCGGGCGCCCAACCAGCACCUGCCCCACAUCGCCUUCCUCCUCCGAGAGUCCACCGGAAGGGCCACCGGCAUGAACUACAGGAACCUGGGCAAAUCGGGACUUCGUGUUUCCUGUCUUGGGCUUGGCACAUGGGUGACCUUCGGAUCCCAGAUUUCAGACGAGAUGGCGGAGAAUGUGCUCACCAUUGCUUAUGAAAAUGGGGUCAACCUCUUUGACACGGCUGAGGUUUACGCUUCUGGCAAACUGUCUAUAGAGAGAAACAAGGGAACGAGGUGUGUCUGCAAAUCCCUGUGCUCACCUUUCCUUUUCUCCUCCGCAGAGAUCGUCCGCGCCAUGACUUACGUGAUCAAUCAAGGGAUGGCUAUGUAUUGGGGAACCUCUCGGUGGAGCGCAAUGGAGAUCAUGGAGGCCUAUUCGGUAGCGCGGCAAUUCAACCUCAUCCCCCCUGUCUGCGAACAAGCGGAGUAUCACAUGUUCCAGCGGGAGAAAGUGGAGACGCAGCUGCCGGAUCUGUACCACAAAAUCGGAGUGGGAGCCAUAACCUGGUCUCCUUUGGCCUGCGGACUGAUUACCGGGAAAUACGAGGACAGAGUCCCCGAAAACUGCCGCGCUGCCAUGAAAGGAUACCAAUGGCUGAAGGAGAAGCUGCAGAGCGAAGACGGGAAGAAGCAGCAGGCCAAAGUGAAGGAGCUGCACCCCAUCGCAGAGCGCCUGGGUUGCACAGUGGCACAACUGGCUAUCGCCUGGUGCCUCCGCUCCGAAGGGGUCAGCUCCGUCCUGCUUGGGGUCUCCAGCGCUGACCAGCUCAUUGAGAACUUGGGCUCGAUUCAGGUCCUGUCCCAACUGACGCCGCAAGUCAUCCAGGAGAUUGACGCGCUCCUGGGCAACAAGCCCAAUGCCAAAAAGGAGUCCCGGGCGUAGGGACACGUUGGCGCCCGGGGCUGUGCACGCUCUUGUCCCGACAGACUGCAGAUCCCAUCGCUCUGCCGUGUGGGGGGGGAGGCUGCCGUGAGCCCCCACCCCUGGCCCGCACUCCGCCCGCUCCCUGCCAGCCGCUGCCUCUUAGAUCCGUGGGGCUGGGCGCCUCGGAGCCGCUUUUGCGCAUGAACCAAAUAUCCGUAUACUUCCAACACUGGAUGGCGUGGGGCGUUUGGGGCCCCUUCUGCCCCACAGCAGCUGCUUAGAUUAUACAGUACAACUAUAUGGCAUGAGCAACACUCCGCUAUGGGAUCGGCGGGUGAGAGGCACCGCCACCCGCUAUAAGGCUGGGAUCUUAUGGCCGCUUUUGCCUCUCUGUUUUUCCCCAUAUCAAUAGGUCUGAUUUUGGGGUGGGGGGUAAUUUUCUUUUCAAAGUGGGGACAGGCACGCUGUAAUAAGGGGUGCGUCUACACCAGGCAUGGGCCAACUUGGGGCCCCCAGCUGUUUUGGACAGUAGAAAGGCAUUGCCUAUACCUCCAAUGUGAAGAAAUACAGUUCUAAUGGACAUGUGUUCACAGCACAGUUCACUAAAAGGGCCCCCCAACUGUUUUGGACAGUAGAAAGGCAUUGCCUAUACCUCCAAUGUGAAGAAAUACAGUUCUAAUG
Molecule: messenger RNA, 2125 nt
Organism: Anolis sagrei ordinatus
Lineage: Eukaryota; Metazoa; Chordata; Lepidosauria; Squamata; Anolidae
Source: RefSeq, a predicted model, not a curated record